Messenger RNA from Maudiozyma saulgeensis, 2523 nucleotides. NCBI's taxonomy places the organism in Eukaryota, Fungi, Ascomycota, Saccharomycetes, Saccharomycetales, Saccharomycetaceae. The record is from the annotation of a GenBank genome assembly.
AUGAAUGCUGCUUUACCUUCGUUACAAUUGAAUAUUGAUUAUACAGCUUUGAAGGCAGAUAUCAAUGAUUUCUUAUCACAUUUCAAACAGGAUGUUACCACUUUAGAAGACGAAGACGAAGACGUAGAUCUUGAUGAAGAGAUUGGCAAAGGUCCUAAAUAUAUGAAAAUGCUACAAAAAGUUGCAAAUAGAGAUCUAAAUACUAUUUUAAUUGAAUUAGAUGAUGUAUUACAAUUUCAAAAUGAAAAAUUUAUUUCAAAUAGUACUACAAGUAAUAUUGAUCUAGUUUCGAACAUUGAAGAAAAUGCUCAACAUUUUACAGAAUUAUUUUCUCGUGUUGUAGAUGAUUUAUUACCAUUACCAACUAAGGAGAUCAACUACAAAGAUGAUGUCCUAGAUGUUAUAUUGACUCAAAGAAGACUAAGAAAUGAAAGAUUAAUCUCUGACAGAUCUAAUGAAUUAAGAACUGAACAUUCUUUAGGAAAUGAAAAUGAUCCGAACUCUUCCCAAUCACAGGCUUUAAGAGAGAUCGCAGAAGAUGAGACAGAAUUAUUCCCUGCAAACUUAACCAGGCGUUAUUUCUUAUAUUUUAAACCUUUAACAAAACGUGCUGCCUAUCGUCAUCACAAGAACGGUAUUAAAAGACAUACUUCAAAACCAUUAUCUGUCAGACAAGUUAAAGGUGAUUUUAUUGGUCAACUGAUCACUGUUAGAGGUAUUGUCACCAGAGUGUCAGAUGUCAAACCUGCAGUUACGGUGAUAGCGUACACUUGUGAUCAAUGUGGUUAUGAAGUUUUCCAAGAAGUCAACACAAGAACUUUUACACCUUUGACAGAAUGUUCUUCUAAAGAAUGUGCUCAAAAUCAAACCAGAGGUCAAUUAUUUAUGAGUACAAGAGCUUCUAAAUUUAGCGCAUUCCAAGAAUGCAAAAUCCAAGAAUUGUCUCAACAAGUCCCUGUUGGUCAUAUUCCAAGAUCUCUAACUAUUCAUGUCAAUGGUAAUCUUGUAAGAUCUUUGACUCCCGGUGAUACUGUCGAUGUUAGUGGUAUCUUUUUACCUUCUCCUUACACCGGUUUUAGAGCUUUGAAAGCCGGUUUAUUAACCGAGACAUAUCUGGAGGCUCAGUUCGUUCUUCAACAUAAGAAGAAAUUCGGUUCUUUUGCCUUAACACCAGAGGCUGAAGCACGUGUGGCUGAUAUUGUUUCUGAAGGUGAUGUUUACAAUAGACUAGCUAAAUCCAUUGCCCCUGAAAUUUAUGGUAACUUGGAUGUUAAGAAAGCCUUAUUAUUACUAUUAGUUGGUGGUGUCGAUAAACGGGUUGGUGAUGGUAUGAAGAUUAGAGGUGAUAUUAAUGUUUGUUUGAUGGGUGAUCCCGGUGUUGCCAAAUCUCAAUUAUUGAAAUCUAUCUGUAAGAUUACUCCAAGAGGUGUUUACACAACCGGUAAAGGUUCUUCAGGUGUUGGUUUAACUGCUGCCGUGAUGAGAGAUCCAGUGACGGACGAAAUGAUCUUAGAAGGUGGUGCCUUAGUUCUUUCAGAUAAUGGUAUUUGUUGUAUUGAUGAAUUUGAUAAGAUGGAUGAAAGUGAUAGAACCGCUAUCCAUGAGGUCAUGGAACAACAAACCAUCUCUAUUGCUAAAGCUGGUAUCAACACUACAUUGAAUGCUAGAACAUCUAUCCUUGCUGCAGCCAAUCCUGUCUAUGGUAGAUAUAACCCAAGAUUAUCACCAUUAGAAAAUAUUAAUCUACCUGCUGCUUUGCUCUCUAGAUUUGAUAUAAUGUUCUUAAUGUUAGAUACACCAGAGAGAGAAAGUGAUGAAAAACUUGCUGAACAUGUUGCUUAUGUUCACAUGCAUAAUAAACAACCAGAUUUAGAUUUCGAACCAGUGGAUUCCUCAAGAAUGCGUGAAUUUAUUGCAUUUGCAAAGACAAUGCGUCCAAUCCUAAGUGAUGAAGUUAACGAAUAUGUGGUACAAGCUUAUAUUCGUUUAAGACAAGAUUCUAAACGUGAAAUGGAUUCUAAAUUUUCAUUUGGUCAAGCUACGCCGAGAACAUUGUUAGGUAUAAUUAGAAUGUCACAAGCAUUAGCCAAACUAAGAUUAUCAACAACUGUUGAUAUUGAUGAUGUCGAAGAAGCUUUAAGAUUAUUACGUGUCUCUAAGGAAUCUCUAUAUCAAGAAAAACGUCAAAACCGUGAGGAUGAAAAUCCAACCACUAAAAUAUUCACUAUCAUUAAGAAGAUGUCUCAAGAUAGUGCUGGUAUACCUGGUCGUGAAAGUAAUGCAUUAUCAUAUGAUAGUAUUGUGAAGACUGUAAGAUCUAGAGGUUUCACUAUGUUACAAUUGACUAACUGUAUCCAAGAAUACAGUUAUUUGAAUGUAUGGCAUCUAAUUAAUGAUGGUACAGUGUUAAAGUUUGUUGAUGACGAGACUUUAGAACCUCAAACACAGGAGAGAUCCCCAUUAGGCAAUACUCCAGUUCUAACAGCGGCUGCUGCUGAAGAUGAGGACCAAGAAAUGGAGUAA